Ichthyophthirius multifiliis is the source of this 206-nucleotide messenger RNA. RefSeq lists its product as hypothetical. The record is from RefSeq and is a predicted model, not a curated record. The annotation marks the transcript as partial. The transcript has a single exon. Lineage: Eukaryota; Ciliophora; Oligohymenophorea; Hymenostomatida.
AAGGAUAAAAUAUUUAAUAAUAAUAAUAAUUUUAAUAAUAGUAGAUAUAAUUAUAAUAACAAUAAUAAUAAUAAUUUUAAUAAUAAAAUCUUUUAUAAAAAUAACUAUAAAAAUAAUAAGAUUAAUUAAAAGAAAAUGAUUCAUAAUAAUUAGAAAGCUCUUCAUAAUAAAGAUAACAAGAAAAUAAAGUUUAAUAAUAAUAAUUA